This is a messenger RNA of Fusarium coffeatum, 2070 nucleotides long. RefSeq lists its product as uncharacterized. Gene Ontology annotation, cellular component: phagophore assembly site; cytoplasm. The transcript has 4 exons. Gene Ontology annotation, biological process: cellular response to nitrogen starvation; protein modification by small protein conjugation; C-terminal protein lipidation. Lineage: Eukaryota; Fungi; Ascomycota; Sordariomycetes; Hypocreales; Nectriaceae. Bases 1 to 2070 code for a protein of 689 amino acids. The record is from RefSeq and is a predicted model, not a curated record. Gene Ontology annotation, molecular function: Atg12 activating enzyme activity; Atg8 activating enzyme activity.
AUGGCGAAGCCUCUGCAGUUCGCUCCGUUCAUCUCGGAGAUUGAGUUGCCUUUCUAUUCCGCCCUUUUUGCUUCAAAGCUUGACCACGAUAAGCUUGACGACUCAGCGCGAAGUGUUCUUGGUCUAUACGAACCACGAUACGAAGAGCCCGAGUCCAGCUGUCGCAUGCAAAUUCUAGGAAAUGCUCUCACAAGCAGCACUUCACCCUUAGCGGCCAUGAGAGCCGAGGGCAUCAUUAGAAACGUGAACACACUCGAGGAUUUCAAAAAUACAGACAAGGCUGCCAUGCUGAAGACUGCUGGUCGACAGGUAUGGGAUGCGAUCAAAGAUGGUAGUAUCUACUCUGUUCCAUCCCUUCUGUCUUCCUUUGUUAUACUUUCAUAUGCGGAUCUCAAGAAGUACAAGUUCACGUACUGGUUUGCAUUUCCAGCUCUACAUUCAGACCCAGUAUGGAAACGGUCAGGCCCAGUCGAACACUUGACCGCUCCAGAAACCAGAGCUCUUGUAGACAGAGUCGGAACUUGGAGAUAUAGUGUUGACGCCCGUGAGCGUGGUUUCUUCCUGGCGAAGAAGAUCCCCGGACGACCGGAGACAGACGACCCCGAUAGUCCCCAGGAACUCCCUUUCCACUGGGUAAUCGGCUCAUUGCGAGAAUUUGAAACUGGAUUCUUCGACCAAGUGCCCGAAGAGGACAGAUACGUUGCAUUUACUGACCCUUCAACCUACCCAGAGGCGCCCGGCUGGCCUCUACGCAACCUUCUAAUCCUCAUACGGCACCGCUUCCGCCUGACCAAGACUAAGGUUAUCUGCUACCGCGACACUUGGGCAAAGAGACACGAGCCCAAGAGUGUUAUUCUUCCCAUUGAGAUGGACCCCGUCGAGAACAUGCAGAUUACCGAAAUGCCCAAAGUUACUGGCUGGGCUCGGUCAAGCAACGGCAAGCUUCAGGCUCAACAAGUGAACCUGGGAGAUUAUAUGGAUCCUACGCGACUCGCUGAUAGCUCAGUUGAUCUGAAUCUGAAGCUCAUGAAGUGGAGGAUCGCUCCUAACCUGGACCUGGACACCAUUAAAAACACAAAGUGCCUACUCCUGGGUGCUGGCACACUGGGAAGUUACGUAUCGAGAAAUCUGAUGGGCUGGGGUGUUCGGAAAAUUACUUUUGUGGAUUAUGGACGAGUGUCGUUCUCCAAUCCUGUGCGCCAACCGUUGUUCACAUUCAACGAUUGUCUCGAAGGCGGAAAACCUAAAGCGCUCCGAGCGGCUGAGGCCUUGAAGGAGAUUUAUCCUGGUGUCGAUAGCGAGGGACAUUCGCUAUCGGUUCCUAUGCUUGGCCACCCAUUUACAGACGAAACAAAAACAAAAGAUGACUACCAGAAGCUAGAGAAGCUCAUCAACGAGCACGACGCCAUCUUCCUACUCAUGGAUUCGAGAGAGUCACGCUGGCUACCAACUGUUAUGGGCAAGGCCGCAGGCAAGAUUGUCAUGAAUGCUGCGCUGGGAUUCGAUUCGUACGUUGUUAUGCGACAUGGUUCCGAAAGUACUCCUGAAGGGAAAACCCCACUGGGCUGCUACUUCUGCAAUGAUGUUGUUGCUCCAGCAGAUUCACAAAAGGACCAGACUCUUGACCAACAGUGCACCGUCACAAGGCCUGGAGUUGCUCCAAUUGCCUCUGCACUUCUCGUGGAACUUUUGACAAGUUUGUUGCAGCAUCCCCUCGGUAAAGAUGCGCCAGCGCCUCAGCCAGCUUCAGGAGUGACUCCAGAGAGGGACCCUCCCGAUCAUGCUCUAGGACUAGUUCCUCAUCAAAUCAGAGGUUAUGCUUCUACUUUCCAGCAGAUUGUCAUUCGUGGCCAGUCGUACGACUGCUGUAGCGCAUGCAGCCCCAAGAUCCUGAACGCCUAUCGCAAUGAUGGUUGGGGAUUCGUGAAGAGGGCGUUGCAAGAGAAGGAAUAUGUGGCGGAGCUGUCAGGUUUGGCUGAAGUCCAGCGAAGAGCAGAGGAGAUGGCCGGUCAGGUUGACUGGGAGGAAGAUGAUGACCUUGUUGAAGACGGUGACGGAGAACUUAUUUAG